Messenger RNA from Moneuplotes crassus, 2023 nucleotides. Lineage: Eukaryota; Ciliophora; Spirotrichea; Euplotida; Euplotidae. The record is from the annotation of a GenBank genome assembly.
UUUUAAAUUUGAAAAUUAAUAAAAUUAAUUUCAAUCAAAUGCAGAUCGGGACAAGCACUUGCAAAUUACUGGCGGAGUUAUUCACAGCUGUUGCAACUGAAGAGAUUGCUGUAGAGGAAGAACGGCUUGAACUAGCUGAUAGAUCCACCUUUAUUCCCGCCCAGAUGUUCUGUAGGAUCGAUAAAUUCAGUUCUGGAGAAAUUGAACUCAACGAUAUUCUGGAUUUCUGUGAAGAAAACGGCCUAAAUUGUACCCCAAGAGAAGCUGAAUUGGUUAUAUCUCAGUUUGAUGAAAAUGGUAAUCUUAAAUUAUCCUAUGACGAGUUCUUGCAGUUUGUACUCCCAACUACUAAUGAGAGGCUUAGGGUAAUGGCUGAAGAGAGAACAGUGCCUCAUGGACAUCCUCGAGAAAGACAGCUUCAUCCCUCGUUGGAGGAUCGAAUGACAAGACUUUUCUCCAAGGAAAUUGAUUUUCAAAGAAUUACAGAGCGAAUCAGGAUCGAUCUUCAGGAGAGAUAUGACUUUUCACUCAAAGGUGCUUUUGACCAGGUUGAUACCUCUUCUCCCCAAGGGUUCAUAGACCGGAAUGAGAUAAGAAAUUUCGUUGAGAAACAUUUAAAGUUCUUGUCAGAAGCAGAACUUGAUGCUAUCAUUAGAAGGUGAGAUACAGAUGCAGAUGAAGUUCUUUCCUAUAUCGAAUUUUCAGAGCUAAUUCGAGGAAUAAGACCUGAGCUUUCUUCUAAAAAGUCUUUUAAAAGAAGGGAGGAAUUUGUUGAUCCUACUCCUGUUCCUAAUGAAAAAGAUAUAAUCCAUCCAGACACCCAUUCCAAUCAGAAAUCAUUCAGAGAAUAUGAUAGAAAGCAUCAACCUUAUAGUCCUGCAAGAUAUUCUAAACCCUAUAAUCCUACCAGAGAUCCUCAACCCUAUAGUCCAUCGAGAGUGCAUAGUCAUACGUAUUACAGUGAAGCAAAGCCUCAUUUCGAGACUUUCCAGCAUCAAUAUUCUCCAACAAGGAUUUGCAAUCCUCCUGAGAGGUUCAGUAAUUCCGUUCAUAAUUACUCAACUCAUAAAGAAACAACUAGAAUUUCUCAACAAGAAAGUGGGCUUCCAAGAGAGUAUCUAAUUCAUAGAAAUCACUCGCCCGUUAGAGAAGAAAUUAAGCAAUAUUCUCCUAAAAUUCAGACUGCUAUAAAGUACUCUUCGCGAGGAUGCUCUCCAAUGAAGAGAUCUCCUUCCAAGAUCAUAACUACAGACACUUACAAGAAUCAUGGGAGGAUCGAAAGCCACACCACUGUUGAAAGGAUGAAAGACUCUCCUAUGAAAGGAUGUGAAGAAGAGGAGUUCGCACUCUGUCUUCAAGAACUCAUCAAACAAGAAGCUGAGCUUGAAAAAUCCAAGCAGAUGCUUGCACAUCGCAGAGAUUUCACUCUUCAUGAUGCAUUUAAAAUAUUUGACCUCUCCUUCCUUGGAAAAAUAUCAACACUUGAAAUUAAGGAAGUAUACGACCAAUAUGGAAUUCCUAUCUCCAUCGAAGAUGCUAGGCUAUUCAUGUCUAGAUUUGAUCGGAAUAGAGAUGAGCAACUUACCUUCGAGGAAUUUGUCGACAUUUUCCUACCAAUUGAUGGAGUUUUUGCAACCUCUUUAGAUCUACGGACUAGGAAAUAUCCCGAUGGGUACUACCAGAUCCCUGAAAUCCAAGAUUCUAUCACUCGUAAUAACUUUGCUUUUGUGCUGAGACUGACCAUAGAGGUUGAAAGAAAAGCUGAAUCAAUCCGUCAACAAAAUUCCUUCCGUCCGUUAUUUAACCGUUCUGAUGCAUUCCAGGCUAUCAACAGCUCAGGUAGUUACAUAACCAAGGAGGACUUCUCAGAACUCCUUUCAAAGCAUCGGUUCUAUGCCACUAACAAAGAGCUGAACUAUCUAAUGGACAGAUUCGACAAAAAUAAGGAUGAAAGGGUAUCUUACGGCGAAUUUAUUGAUGAAAUAACUCCUCAUUCUCCUCAAAAAUAUUAACCAUUUUAACA